AUGACGACAAUACAGCCUUUGGCCCCAAGGAUACAGAACGAUUCAAAGCCGAUUACUAAAAUAGUAACCUCCAAGGAGUGGGUAUUGCCUCCUCGGCCAAAGCCUGGUAGGAAGCCCAGUGUAGACACUCCCACGACCAAGAGAAAGGCUCAGAAUAGAGCUGCCCAGCGGGCGUUCAGAGAGAGAAGGGCCAACAGGGUCAACGAACUGGAGGAGAAAUUAAUGGAACUGGAAAAAGAAAAGAGCAUCAAGGAGGGUAUAUUGAAUAAUGAAAUUAAGAAACUGCAAAGGGACAAGAAUAUGCUAUUGAGGAGACUUGAAAAGUUGGAGAAACAGAUAGGCAUAGAAGGCCAGACCGACAGGCUACUGGCAGGUAAUGACGGCGGGUUUGAUACUUCUCCACAACAACAAAUAUCACCUGCGCCUUCAUCUACUGGGAAUGCUCCUUCCUCAAAUGCUCCCUCUCCGAACUCGGGUUACCGUCCAGAGUCUACACCAUAUACAGUUGACAAUUCCAUGUCGGAUGGCGGAUCAGACAGUCCAGAUUGCGGCCUUUGCAUGAAAGAUGAUUGUGUGUGUGCCUCUAUUGGCGUGAAGGAAGGUACGACGCAGGCGUCGUCCAUGGAACUCUUCAAGCCCAUGAAGGCAGUUCCCUUGAAAAGACGACGUGUCGGUGAUGAUGACGGGAAUGAAGUUGAUUUCACAAAUGCCUUCAAGAAGACUUCGUUGUUUGCCUCACGGGAAAACAACUCAUUUGUAGCACUUUCUAGAAGUCAAACUCAAGCACAGCCGCAACAGAUUCAGAAUAGUUCCUCCUCAAAUGGUAACAACGACAUGUUUGCGACCUCCAGUGCGGUUGAUACCAAUAUAGAAGAAUGUGGAUUCUGUUCUGAUGAUACCCCAUGUGUCUGCAGAGAAGUUGCGAGAGAACAGGCUCAACUUGAAAGGGCCAACAAAGAACUAUUAGCCGAGACCAGUCUUCCGCCUAUCAUCAACGGAAGGGCCAAUUCUCUCACUUCCAACGCCAGACAAUCGUUGCCCGUUUUGCAUCCAGGUCCUUCUGUCUCUCUUAAGACAGAUGCCCCAGCAAUCAGCAGACACGCCAGUAACAAGGAUCUCAAGACUCUCAGCACGGUGGUUACUGCGCUAGCCGAAGGAGAAUCUCAAAAUAGAGGCUCAUGUACAGGUAACCCAGGAACUUGCUCACAAUGCCAACGGGAUCCGAUGUCCACUUUAUUCUGCACAACCAUUGCCAGUAAGGACGAAGAGAAGGCCCCACUACCCAAAAUUCAGGAUAACGUCUUCAUACCAUGCAGCGACGCCUACAAGACGCUGUCAAGACAUGCCAACUUCAACGAAGUGAACUUUAACACAUUGAUCGGGAAAUUGACCACCAAGGGAAUGCUGGUUGAGGCUGGAAGCGUUGCCAGUGUCCUGAGGGAACUGGACCGAAAGUUUAGUAAUGCAUAA
Komagataella phaffii GS115 is the source of this 1470-nucleotide messenger RNA. RefSeq lists its product as hypothetical. The coding region runs from base 1 to 1470 and encodes 489 amino acids. NCBI's taxonomy places the organism in Eukaryota, Fungi, Ascomycota, Pichiomycetes, Pichiales, Pichiaceae. Gene Ontology annotation, cellular component: nucleus; RNA polymerase II transcription regulator complex. The transcript has a single exon. Gene Ontology annotation, molecular function: DNA-binding transcription activator activity, RNA polymerase II-specific; transcription cis-regulatory region binding. The record is from RefSeq and is a predicted model, not a curated record.